UAUAUGACUGUUUCUGUGUGGUGUCCCGGCAGCGUGCCGUGUGAUUGGCCGGUCCGGUCCUCUCAGUCGUUACCAGGGGCGUGGUGGAGCCACAGCGAGGCUGAAUGGGAAACACAUUUGUGUGCCUCCUCACACCGUUGUAACCAUAAUGAAGGAGAGAGACACACGAUGACAAGCGAAAACAGUUUGUCGGCGUGAAUUAAUUGCCCGAGUGGAGGAGGCAAACUAAAAUCUCUCCAGUCAGUCUUUUAAAGCGGCUCCGCAUUAACCAGCAGAAACCUGCACACACAGAGAGAAGAGGAGUCUGCAUCGUUAGCUGCUGCAACCCGAAGAGGAGGGAUGCGAAGGAGGACUUGAAAGGAGAUAAAUACAACAUAUUCAGCAUUUUUUAUCUCGUCAAUAUGCUGUCUGUGUUCACUUAGCAAUCACUGAGUUGUUUGUGGUCAUUUGAGUGUCGUUUUGUAGGUGAAAAUGGGGAUAUUAUGCAGAUAAGGGCGUUUUUUUUUUUUUUUUUUAAAGUCCACCUUUCUGCCUGUGGACAGUUGGGCUAACGUUAGCGAGGUUUGUGUCGUGUAUCUAACACACUGAGGUGGUUUUAGUCGGGUUUUCUUCGCUUUUUCAACAAUAGCUCUUGAUGAGAUCUCGUCUGUCAUCCAUCCUCUCUGUUCAUCUCUCUGCUGGCAAACUGCGUCACCGAGUGGUUGCUGCAGGUAUUCAUCUCUAAAGAUCUGCUGCAUGUCAGGAAGUUUGUGGCCAUGGCACGAAUGACCUGGAAACCAAAGUGACUGAACUUGUAAAAUCACCACUAUGGAGCCAGAGGAGCCUAAUUCAAACAACUCUGAUCAGCUCCUGAAGUAUCCACCUGUACCCGACUCUCAGUGUGAACUGUCCAUGAACAUGUAUGAGGCCAUGGGUGAUGGAAAUGUCAAUCAUGUGGACUCAGUAUUAGUGAGAGGCGGAAGUGACCCCAGUUUAUACCCUUCCUCCAGCUAUCAGAGGAAUGUGCAUCAGAGAUUCAUCCGGAGGAGCCUGUGGUUCUCAGACGCAGACGAGCAGGCCUUUGAGGCACCUGAGUGUGAUAACAGGAAUAAGGUCCUGAACAUAAACCUGAGGACAAUAGUGGACAGGACGCGGGGGACUAGUUCUGGGAUACAGGAGGGCUCCAGCACUGAAAGUCAAGGUGGGCAAAAGGACAGUGCAACAGAGAGCGCCAGUGCCGAUGAGGAGAAGGAUAAAGGUGGAGAUGCUUUGACUGUUACAUGCAAUGAUGGUGGUAAAGCCGCUAUCAAGGCAGCCAGUGAGGACAACGAGGAGGAGGCGGAGAUGAAAGCAGUCUCCACAUCCCCGGGAGGAAGAUUCCUCAAAUUUGACAUAGAGCUGGGGAGAGGGUCCUUCAAGACGGUCUACAAGGGCCUGGAUACCGAGACCUGGGUAGAAGUUGCCUGGUGUGAGCUGCAGGAUCGCAAGCUGUCCAAAGUGGAACGUCAGCGCUUUAAGGAGGAGGCAGAGAUGUUGAAGGGUCUUCAACAUCCCAACAUUGUCCGUUUCUAUGACUUCUGGGAGUCGCCCCUUAAAGGGAAGAAGUGCAUUGUUUUAGUAACGGAGCUCAUGACGUCAGGGACGCUAAAAACCUAUCUAAAACGUUUCAAAGUAAUGAAGCCAAAGGUGCUGAGGAGCUGGUGCAGACAGAUCCUGAAAGGCCUUCACUUUCUCCACACCAGGACCCCUCCCAUCAUCCAUAGGGACCUCAAAUGUGACAACAUCUUCAUCACGGGACCUACAGGCUCGGUCAAAAUAGGGGAUUUAGGACUCGCAACACUCAAGGCGGCUUCCUUUGCUAAGAGCGUCAUAGGCACCCCAGAGUUCAUGGCUCCAGAGAUGUAUGAAGAGCACUAUGAUGAGGCUGUGGAUGUCUACGCCUUUGGCAUGUGUAUGCUAGAAAUGGCCACGUCGGAAUACCCCUACUCUGAGUGUCAGAACGCUGCUCAGAUAUACCGCAAAGUCACUAGCGGAGUGAAGCCAGCCAGCUACAACAAGGUCGUGGAUCCUGAAAUCAAGGAGAUUAUUGGGGAGUGUAUCUGCCAAAAGAAAGAGGAGCGGUACACCAUCAAAGAUCUGUUGAACCAUGCUUUCUUUGCUGAGGACACAGGCGUUAGGGUGGAGCUAGCUGAGGAGGACGAUGGGAAAAAGGACUCGAUAGCCCUGAAACUGUGGGUGGAGGACCACAAGAAGUUAAAAGGGAAGUACAAGGAGAGCGGAGCCAUCGAGUUCACGUUUGACCUGGAGAAGGAGGUCCCUGAGGUUGUGGCACAAGAAAUGGUGGAGUCUGGCUUCUUCCACGAGAGUGAUGCUAAGACCGUGGGAAAGUCGAUCAGGGAUCGCGUGGCACUGAUCAAAUGGAGGAGGGAGAGAACCGUGUCUGCUGCAGUUCCAGUGGAUCAAGGCGAAGGGGGUCACAGGGUCCAGAUGACACCAUCUCAGGGCGUCUCUGCUGGGGUUGCACAUGUAGGACAGCCUUUGCUGGAACCAGAAGAGGCAGAGGCAGACCAGCACAACAGGAUGCGUAACCUGCCAGCCAGUGUCACCUCAGUGACGUCAGACGGCACGCUUGAUAGUGGCAUGGGCUCCACUGUGUACUCAGACUCCCACAGCAGCCAGCAGAGUGUCCUCUACCAGUCCCUGCUGGAGCCUAUUACUAUGGCAACACAGCAGUGCCAGAGCAGCAGUAGCCCUUUCCUAACAGAUCGACCUCACUCCUGUGAAAAGGUUGAAGUAUGGGGGUCAACACGGAGCCCAGAGCUCAGGACUCGUUUAGGAGCUGCAACCCGGAGAGGAAGUGCCCCCGUUAUUGACACUAGCAGUGCAAACCACAUUGCUCAACUCCAUGCCCUCAUUCAGUCGCAGAGAUCAAUCAGUCCCACCCCCCACGUGCCAGAGAACCAGUUGGAGGUCAGCCCCCCUGAGCUUCACUCAGAGGCUAAGGAUGGAUUCCCCUCCCAGAGUGCUCAGCCAGUACUGCAGGUCUUCCCCGUCUCUUCACCUUCUGAGUACCGCCGCUUUAGUGACACCAUUAUCAGACCGUCAUCAGAGGCCUCCAGUGAAAACUUCACCCUGCCUGUGCCAAGUGGACGCAGACACUCUGACCUCAGUAGUCUAACUUCUCAUCAUAACCACCAUUUUGCAAUGAAUAGAGGCCACGUGUGCCAGGCCUGCCUCGCUUUGCUUCUUCUAAGGUCACGAGAAGGAGGCUACCGCCGUCCUUCUGUUGCCAUGCCAACACACCAUUGUCCAUAUGACUUUAGACAAAACCCGUCCUCCGGUGGAACAAUGACCACCCCUGGUUAUGGACGGCUGAAAGGUUUGAGCGAUUUUGCCGAUUUCUCACUGCUGCAGCAGUCCCUGUUCAAUAUAAUCAGCCGCAAAGCAGCGCCUUGUCACACAACGCCCACCCAAGCCUCCUUGCUGCACCCCUCAGCCGCCCACAGGCCUGCCCGCAGUGACGGAGACGGCAGCCUGAAGAGUCAUCUCCUGAGUCGCGGUUUGGUUGGGGACCAAGAAUCCCUCCAGGACUGCGAGGAUAGUCUCUGUGCCAGAGAGCAGCAAGUUACCGGGGCUGUGGGAGUGACCAGUUCAGCAGGUCACCAGAAUCAACCAUCUGUACAGGGCCUGCCUUCUUCCAACACAGCAGUGCACACACCACAGCAGUACAUCCAGCCUGGACACAGUUACCCUGCUGCUCCAUAUGCUGGCCAACACAGUGCUGCAACACCAGUUCCAGCUAGUCUAUGUUCAGUCAACAUCCAGCAUACAGUCAGUGCUGUGAGCUACACACCUCUGAGUGCACAACAAGUUGCAGCAAAUGUUUCAGCAUCAGCUGUGCCACAACAUGUUGCACAGAGCUACCAAGCACCCGGCCACCAACAGCAGCCGGCAACAGCAGCAAACUCUUUGACUUUUCCUUUGAACGUCCAACAAACGUGUCAGAACUGCGUGGCCCCAGCUCAACAACAGCCUCACUCUGCAUCAGGAUAUCCUACUCCAGUUCAGCAACAGACUGCUGCAGCAGCAAACACCCUGACAGCACAGCAGCCAGCACAAAGCUAUCCUCUUGCAUCUGUAGCCCCAACUAUGGCAGCCAUGGCCCCGUGUCAUCCUACACAAGCUCCCAGUGCACUGCAACACAUCCAAGCCGCAGUCAAACUGCCAAGUCAGCAGGCUGGUCAGAGCUCUUCCACACCAGCACUUUACAGCCAACAGAUACCCGUUCAGCAAGAGCACCAACUAAAUACUCAGUGCAAUGUACAACUAGCACAACAUGCUGGGCAGGCUUAUAUUCAGCCUCAUAACCAAGAGACUAUGCAUACCAUACACCAACAAAUGGCACAACAGCCCACCCACCUUUCUCAGAGCCAGGAUGUAUCCCAGCCUACAGUCCAACAGGUUCAGACCCCAGCUUCUCAACUUCAUCCGACAGCGCCCCCAGUUUUGCAGGUUGCAGCCACACACCAGAGUUACCCUGCUGCUGGUCUACCUGAUGCUGCCUCUCAGAGCUAUGCACAUGCUGCCCUGCAGCAACAGACUGCCCCAGCUCAGAGCCAGUACCUGUCUGCGCAGUCUUCUGGUGUUCCACAGACCUACGGAGCACAACAGUAUCAACCCUAUUUUUGCGCCGCUGCUUUCCUGAACCAGAAUAUUCCUGCUGGUCCUGCUGGGCUUAAUCUCAGCCAGUCAGCUUCAAGUGCGCCAGUCCCUCCUCAACAGUCAAUGGCUCCGGCUACUGCCCACCAACAUCUCCAACCUCUGCAGAUUCCAAACUCUCUACCCCCAACACAUUCAUCCCAGUUUCCUUCACAGUAUCCCACAAUCCAGGUGAUGACAGCUAUGACUGACAGUGAAUCCUCCUACCCCCACUCCUGCACCGGCCCUCACCCUCCAACCUCCUCUCAUCUUAAUCACAUGUUCCUUUCUCCUGGACAGACUCUUCCUGUGACCCCCUCUGUCUCCCCCCUUUCUCCUCUGCACAUUGAAAAUGCGUUAGUUUCACCUGUACCGGUGUCCCUCGUACCGUCCCCCUCAACCUUGCUGGGUACGGUGGCACCCACGUCCCCACUGCACCAGCCCAACGCUGUUCUAAAUGUUAGAUCUGAGGCUUCUCAUUCACAACCUGCGUUUAUAUCAGCACCAACCACCCACCCCAUACACACACACACUGCCCCGUGCCAGAACACACACCCUCCCACAAACGGCAGCACUCAGCCUCUGAUACAGCAGGUUCCCCAACAUGCCCAGGCCAGCCAUCCUGAGCUUGUUCCCUCUGCUCAUCCAGUCCAGCCUGCAGUCUUCUCCUCACCUCUGCAGAAUGGGUCAGACCCUGCUGCUGCUGCCCAGCUGGACAACAAGAACCCGUGCCAGCUGGCCCUGCAGGCCCAGAGUCAGGUUCAGAGCCAGAUUCCUGUACUGCAGCCCUCUGACUCUCAGAGAGUUUCAUCUGGGUCUGCCAGCUCCAGUCUGACUCAGCAGAAACAGCUCAGUAGUCUCACCGGAGCUGCAGGUCAGGGUCCAACAGAGACCAACACAGAGGAUCAAGCUGCAGAGAAACACACUGGAGGACAGAGCUAUGACAGCGUCAACUCUGAUGCCAUGUCAGGGAAGGAGAUGAGUGACGGUUACGAGGGGACACAUGGAGGUAAAGGCGAAGGGAAAGUCCGCAAACACCACCGCAGGUCCACACGCACUCGUUCACGGCAAGAGAAGAUUAGCAGGCCAAAGCUCAACAUGCUCAAUGUGUGCAACACUGGCGAUAAGAUGGUCGAGUGUCAGUUGGAAACUCAUAACCACAAAAUGGUCACUUUCAAGUUUGACCUGGAUGGAGAUGCACCGGAGGAGAUUGCUACAUACAUGGUGGAGAAUGAUUUCAUUCUGCCUUUAGAAAAAGAGGUGUUCAUUGAGCAGCUGAAGGACAUCGUGGACAAGGCUGAGGACAUGCUGAGCGAGGACACCGAGGGUGAAAGGAACUCCGACCAGGGAGGCAGUCCCAAACAGAGCGAAGGCGCUGGCGCUCUGGGAACGGAGGCUUCCGCACCCAGCACACCACAGCUAGUGUACCAGCAAAAUGUCCUCCACACUGGCAAGCGUUGGUUUAUCAUCUGCCCUGUGGCUGAGACGCCUGUGUUAGACAAAGAGAAGACUACAUCUCACACCUCUGCAGCCCUGGAAUCUGAAACGUCUGCCUCCUCAUCAGUCAGGCCCAACAGCAACACGCCUGUAGUGACUACCGCCGUCGCAUCUUUAUCCUCCCAAAGCCUGUCCUCCUCCUCCUCCCCUGUGCCCCCCGCAGCUCAGACCUCAGUGCAACCUCAAGACCAAAAUGUUGACAAAACCUGGAUCCAGCAGUCUCAGCCCUGUGUAACUAAACAUGCCCUCGCUGCUGCUGGGGCCAGCCAUCACAACUCCCUUCCUGUGGAAGAGCCUUGCAUCUCUGCUGUCUCUAUGGUAACGGAUAUUCCAUGCUGCGCUAUUGUGCCACCUGUCUCUCUGGAUGUGAAUGCUGUUGAUAACGGAGCGGCUAGUAGUUUGACCUCUUCUCAAACUAAUCAGCACAACCAGAAGGCCAGUCCUGCUGGAGACCUACCCCCUCAGCUGGCAUCCCAUCAGUCUGUGGUCCUGCAGCAACCCUACGCCACGCCUAUGCAGCCCGGGACCGUCAUCUCCCAGCCGCAGAGUCCAGCACAUCAGACCUCCCAGAACUCCCAGUCAAGCCAACAGCAGCCAGUGAGCGGGGGUCCAGGCGAGUCAGACAGCGAGGGACCACGCAGGGUGGAGUUUGUAGACCGCACAAUCAAGACUUUGGAUGAGAAGCUGAGAAACCUGUUGUACCAGGAGCACGCUCCCUCCCAGCCCUCCAGCACUGCAUCCGACCCCCAGGCCUCCAGCACAGAGGGAGUCAGCUCACCUCCAGUCUCAGACGGCCAGAGCACCGAGGGAGCACUUACAAAGAAGAAAGGGGAGCCACUGCCUCAGAUUCCUGAGCGCACAGAUAGUGUGGGUGCACUAAGUGACUCUGCAGUGGCAGGUCCUUCAGCCACUAACAGGGGUUUGAACAAAAGAGAUGUGACCGCCAACUCCAGUUCAUACAGCUCCAAAAGCCGUUUUCAAAUCAUCCCCACUCCACCGGAUGUCAUUUAUCGUUUAGAGAAAAGCAAGACGAGCUGCAGCACCUGCAGCUCCCCAGCACCCUCUAGUGGUUCCGGAGGGUCUUACAGCCUGAGCCAGGGCCUAGGCAGGAAAGAGAAUGACUGUGUGGCUGUGGGCAGAUCUUCUGUGACAGCUGUAGCUGAUCAUGCGACUGCAGGAACAUCCAAACCCCCCAGUAGUAACCGUUACUCUGCCCCACCUAACUUCUACCAUGCCACCCCCACUUCCAGCCCCGAUCUCACCCCACGUCAUAUCCCCCGGGCCCAGACGAUCGACACGCCAACCCAUCACAGCUGGCAUUACCACACCUCUCACCUCUACUCUGACUCAGCAGAUGAGGACAGCAGCAGCGUAGCCCUUCCUCCAGCCCACCCCACUCCCCCAGCUCAUGCCCUGUCGGAGCACAGUGGAAGCGACCUCAUGAAGAGGGCAGUGGCCUUCCUGCGGCGCUCUGGUCGGAGCAAAAGUGAGCAGAGCUCCGAUUCACCGAGCCGACAGCCCGUGGCAAUGAACGGUCACGCUCCCUCGCCUGCUGCAGGACAUGCCCUCUCAUCCUACAUCAGCAGUGACAAUGACUCUGAGUUUGAGGAUGCAGAUAUGAGGAAAGAACUGCAGAAGCUGAGAGAAAAACACAUGAAGGAGAUCUCUGAGCUGCAGGCGUUCCAGAGGAAUGAGAUUGAGCAUCUGUACACGGGCCUGGGCAAAACACUGCCUACCAAUGUCGGCCUACUUCACGCUGCACCCCCAAGUGGCCGCAGGCGCAGGGCCAGCAAACACAAGCUGAAGGCUGGAAAACUGCUCAACCCGAUGGUGCAGCAGCUCAAAAACAAUCUUAACACCUCCACAGAGAGGAAAGGUGAUAGUGCUGCCAGCUCAUCCAGCUCCCCGGCUAAAAGUUCAGUUCUGUCGGACGGCUCUGCUCACUCCAGUGGCAGCUCUAGCUCCAGCACUCAGCCCAGUGCCGCCCCAGAGCAGGUCCACACCCAGCAACCCUGUUCCUUAAAGGGCUCUUUCUCCUCAGACAACAUCUACGCUGGGCUACACGGGGAUGGAACGGCCAACCAAGCUGGCCCUGGCCAAGGCUGGACGGUUUACCACCAAACGUCAGAGAGAGUCACCUAUAAAUCUAGUAGCAAACCACGCACUAGAUUCCUCAGUGGACCUGUGUCUCUGUCCAUCUGGUCCACUCUGAAACGACUAUGUCUAGGCAAAGAGCGCAGUAGUAGGUCUUCUCUCAACACCGCCACAGCUCAAACAGCCUCCGGUCAGACGCAGCCAUCGCUCACCACAGCCACGCCCUCGCCGUCUCCCCAGCCAAUCUCACGGCUCGCUCAGGUCCAGACCAACAACAGCAACAACAAGAGAGGCACGUUCACCGACGAUCUCCACAAACUGGUGGACGACUGGACGAAGGAGACUGUUGCGGCGGCCAAUCAGCUACGCCCCUCCCUCAACCAGAUCAAACAGCAGAGGCGCCAGCAGGACCUGGAGGGCAGAGCGCCGCCCAUGGGAGCAGCUACGCAUGAGAUGAAAUGCCAUGUUGGUACCCACAAGUUCCAGCUGCCACUUUCCUGUCCCCUGACUGCUGCUCUAGGCCCCGGUAUGCCCUCAACCUUAGCUCCCAACGCCUCAGCAAUGCUCCCUCCUGGGUACCUUUUACCAUCGGGCUCCUAUGGAGGGAUGGUUCCUGGUCCUCUUUUCCCCCAGCAGUGGCCUGGCAUGCCUAGUCCUGUAGGGUCCGCGGGUCCUGUAGGCCUGCUCGGUGCUGCAAGAAUGAUGCCCUAUGCCUCGAUGGCAAACCCAGGGAUCCAAGCCUAUCCUCUGGUCAUGCACGACCCCGAGAACGGUCCGAAAACCACGAGGACUACCUAAUCUGCUAACUAAUAUUUGUUAGUGUGUCUGGGCACAAUAGUCCAACUCCACUCCGCUCUGGUUCACCAGAGCCACACAUGUACAUAAUGUGAUCUUGUAAAUAACAUGACGCCAGUGUUGAUAUUCUUUAUACAACACCUAUAUCUGUAGUUAAUGUGUGUGUGUGUGUGCGCGCGGGUAUGUGUGUGUGCUAUACAGUAUGUAUGUCUGAAUACCUAAUGCUUUUUGGCUUCGGUUUUGACUAAACUCAGCCAUACAAGAGAAUUUGUCUGCAGUCACGAAGAACGCAUUUCACUUUAUUCUCUGUUACUGCAGUUUUCACAUGGAUUUUUUUUGCCUUCCUCUGUGUUACGUACACUUUAAACACUACAUUGGAAUCCAAAUACCAGUGGUUUGAGAUACAGUAACAGGACAGUAUUUAUGAUGAAGAUAUCUGAAGGAAUGUAGUGCCUUGAACAUUGAUUUAUAGAUUAUUUUCUUCUGUGAAACAAAGCAUGUCUGCAUCCAAGUUAUUUUAUUUGACGGUAGCUUGAGUGCAGUCUCCUUUUUUUUUUUUUUUAAUGCAUUACAGACACUUGUUGUUUUUUGGUUUACAUAUGAAUGCCCUUGUAGAAACUGCACUAUUAACACAGUAUAUGCUCUUAUUUAAAAUAAUAAAAUCAUGUUUUAACCCUUGUUUACUUUCCACCCCUGUGACAGAUGGAAUGCCAUAGUGGUGAGAUGUACCGUUGCCUUGCAGAAUCAAAUGGUUAAUGUUAAAAAAAAAAAAGUUACGCCAGCAGCCAAAUCCACUCUUUCAGGUCAAAUGGUUCAGUCGGACACGGCCUCUUUUUGAUAAGACAGCUGGUGCGUUGGGCAGCACAAGAGCUGUCAGUGUUGUAGCCUUGUGCUCAGAGGAGAGGUGGUGUCCAGAGCCAUAUAUAUACUGUACAUAGUUCUUUCUACAGUAUAUGCCUCUGGUAGUGUUCGGAUCUGAAUGUAGCAAUUAAUAUGUGAAGGCUCGAGGCUUAAAAGUGCAAUUUAACCCCUCCACAAAGCUUUGAUCGUGGCCUUGCCACAAGCCUUAUCUCUGAUGUGUGCAACAGGAGCAAGCUGAAAAAAAGUUGAACAAAGUUACAAAUCACCAAGCAACAGACAGAAGUUACCGGGCAAAGUAUAAACAUUACAAACCACCACACAAUCAAGUCACUACUGCUAAAUGCUCUUUCAACUUGGCUAUCCUACUACUCAGCAUACACUUUAUGUGAAAUGUUUUGUGCAAUCACCUGUCAAGUCUGAUGUUUUUUAAAUUAUUUGAUGUUUAAAGCUUGAUUUUUUUUUAAAUUUUUUUUUUGAUGCUGCUAUCGUCUGAGGUGAUUCCACUGUACAGUUAAGCAUUAUAUUCACAUAAGAUGGUACUUAAAUAAAGAAAAACUCCUCAAAUUAUCAAAUGAGAUGCUCACAAAGCAGUGUUAUUGCCUUGUUGAAAUUUUGAUGUUUAUUUCCCUGGUUGCUUUGGAUGACCGCCUUUUUUUUCUUUCAGUACUAUAUAUAUUGCAAAAUUCAAAUGAUACUUGAUGCGGGAGAUUUGCACAACAUAUAGUCUCCAACCUAUGUUUAAGAGGUUCCUACACUGUACAUAGUGGGUUUCAUCACCUGUACUUUUUUAUCACUGACAAGCAUGGCCAACUUUUCAUGUUCCACAAAGCAAAGAUAAACAAUAUAGCUACACAAUGGUUAGGUAUUUCACAUCGCCACAACACAUUUGAAAGGUUUCAGCAUCCCGAUUCUGCCAAGCUGUGAAUUGUACAGUUUUCUUGUAGUUUAUAUUUGUAUAUUUUUUUUUUUUUUGACUGUUUCGAGAUGAUGGUGAUGGUGGUGGUGGUGGUGGGGUUGUUUUGAUGUAUAUUAUGCCAUCAAUUUGGUUUGAAUUGGACUUUUAUAGGAUAUUAUGCAGAGUCUUCUGCUUUGGUGAAGUACUUCCAAUAGUAAGAGAUUUCUGUUCUCUGUCACUCGUAUCUGGUUUUGUUCCACCUCUGUCGCUGCCAGCUCCUGGUGAGCAGAGGAAGGAAUGACUAUUGUUGGCAUGUUCAUUUGGAUGCAGUGAUCAAACGGAGGAGCUGAGAUGCACAGAGGAGGAGCAGUCCUGAACACUUUCUCCUCUGCUGCUCAUCUCUCUGGACAACAUUGCCCCCUGGUGAAUUAUGCUCUGAUUGUUCAAGGCUUGUAUUCAAACUGUGUGGGAUUGCUUCUGCCUGCUGUUUGUCCCACUGCAUUACCCCACCCUACCCUGCUGCACUCUAAUCACAGACUGUAUGUUGAGAGAGAAAUAAAUAUUAUUUUGUGCUUGAUGGUA
Molecule: messenger RNA, 11401 nt
Organism: Sebastes umbrosus (honeycomb rockfish)
Lineage: Eukaryota; Metazoa; Chordata; Actinopteri; Perciformes; Sebastidae
Product: serine/threonine-protein kinase WNK2-like
Exons: 31
Coding region: 808-9066 (2752 amino acids)
Biological process (GO): positive regulation of potassium ion import across plasma membrane; negative regulation of sodium ion transport; positive regulation of sodium ion transmembrane transporter activity
Cellular component (GO): cytosol; cytoplasm
Molecular function (GO): protein serine/threonine kinase activity; chloride channel inhibitor activity; ATP binding
Source: RefSeq, a predicted model, not a curated record